UCUUAACGCACCGUUGACAAUACGUAAUAUAUAUACAAUGGGCGAUAUGAGUGUGUUAUCAGCAAUACUCCUCCUACUUUUGGUCACCAUUUGCUGCAGGGUUAAGGCAACAACUACAACCAAACGACCCAAUAUCAUCAUCAUUUUGGCCGAUGAUAUGGGUUUCGACGAUGUCAGCUUUCGUGGUGGACGUGAAUUUCUUACACCAAAUAUCGAUGCUCUUGCAUAUCAUGGACGCAUUUUGGAUAACUUAUAUGCACCGGCAAUGUGUACACCAUCAAGAGGAGCACUCCUAAGCGGACGUUAUCCUGCGCAUACAGGCACACAGCAUUUUGUAAUCAGCAAUGAGGAACCAUGGGGACUCACUCUGAAUGCCACACUGAUGCCAGAGAUCUUUAAGGAGGCGGGUUAUUCGACGAAUUUGAUUGGUAAAUGGCAUUUAGGUUUCGCAAGUCCAGAAUAUACGCCCACAAGGCGUGGUUUUGACUAUCAUUAUGGCUAUUGGGGCGCUUAUAUCGAUUACUAUCAAAGACGUUCCCAAAUGCCGGUGGCUAACUAUAGCAUGGGCUAUGAUUUCCGUAGAAACAUGGACUUGGAAUGUCAAAAUCGUGGUGUAUAUAUCACAGAUUUGCUUACACAGGAGGCGGAACAUGUUAUCAGAGAGAAGGCCGCUGCUAAUGAAACAUUCUUUCUAAUGCUCAGCCAUUUGGCUACUCAUACAGCCAAUGACAAUGAUCCAUUGCAGGCUCCCGAGGAAGAGAUUAGAAAAUUUGCAUAUAUCAAAGAUCCUAGACGUAGAAAAUACGCAGCCAUGGUGGCAAAAUUGGAUCAAAGUGUUGGCAGAAUAAUCACGACAUUGGCUCAAACGGAACAACUGGAAAAUAGUAUUGUAAUCUUUUACUCGGACAAUGGAGCACCAUCGGUGGGUCAAUUUGCUAAUACGGGAUCCAACUGGCCACUACGUGGACAAAAGAAUACACCCUGGGAGGGUGGCAUACGGGUGGCGGGUGCCAUUUGGAGUACCCAGCUCCAGGCGCGUGGUAAUAAAUUCACUCAGCCUAUCUAUGUGGCCGAUUGGUUGCCCACCUUGGCCCAUGCUGCUGGCAUAGAUUUGCCUGAGUCCUCUUUGCAGCUUGAUGGCCUUGAUUUGUGGCCCCAGCUGGCGGGCUCCAAAGAUGCAGCUCAUGUGCCACGGGAAAUUCUUCAUGCCCUGGACGAUGUUUGGCAUGUGAGUUCAAUGCUCUUGGGUCAUUGGAAAUAUAUAAAUGGUACCACUGCAUCGGGUACAUAUGAUCAAGUACUGACAUAUCGUGAAUUGGAUGAUCUCGAUCCUAGGAAUAGUCGUUAUGUGGUAGAAGUUCGCAACUCCCCAGCAUCCCGGGCACUGGCACACUUUGAUUUGCAGCGACUUGGCCAGCAGAAGAUUACCUCACUUAGGCAUUCAGCAUCUGUGCGCUGUGGUAAUCUUCAGCGUGGCUGUAAUCCCCUGGUAGAGGAAUGUCUCUAUGACAUAGCCGCCGAUCCGUGUGAGCAAAACAAUUUGAUCUACUCCAAACAGCAUGAGGCUGUGCUAAUGGCAUUACGGAAACGUCUACAAGAGUUUCGUUUGAGCGCUCUGCCACCUGGAAAUCGUCCAAGUAUGAGACAAUCAGAUCCAAGUCUUCACGAGUGUACAUGGGAUAACUUUCUGGUUAAGCAACCCGGAAUAGUGCCUCUGGAAUGUGAUUAUCAUGGACUGCCCUGCGAGUAGCCUCCUUAAAGGAUUCUAUUUACAUCCGAAAUUAAGAUGAAUUGCUAAUAUAGUAAUAUAAUAUAUAAUGUAGGCCAAAUGAUAUUUAUGUAU
Molecule: messenger RNA, 1843 nt
Organism: Drosophila willistoni
Lineage: Eukaryota; Metazoa; Arthropoda; Insecta; Diptera; Drosophilidae
Product: arylsulfatase B
Exons: 4
Coding region: 38-1750 (570 amino acids)
Source: RefSeq, a predicted model, not a curated record